UGCCUUGUAGCCCACUCUCACCUUUUAACCUGAGCAGAUCAGCUCUUGAGCCGGAAAACUGGACGUGCUCCGCAAUGCCUACACAUAUAUGAUGGAGAGAACGUCUGAGCCAUCUGACGUGGAAGGAUUUAUAGGUUUAGGCGAAAUUGCUUUCCCAACAGUGAGACUAAAUACCUCGGGAUGUUUCAGUGUGUAUUUGUGUCUAUAGUAUUUCGCAUUGUUUUGGCGCGAACGGUACCAGGGAUCAUGCCCGAUGCACAUAAAACGUUCUCACUGUAGCCUUCAUUAUCUGAAACUAGACUUUUAUACAACUGGGUCCAGAACGCUGUCAGUGUGGACACUAUGCCCACGAACGUCCUACUACUGCUGCUGCUACUUGCCUCGAUGGUUGGCGCAUCUGUGAGGUCGGUUGGUCGGAGGGGGCAUGCGCUUCAGAACUACAGAAAAAUCAGAUUCAAAAGAGAAGUACCAUUGACAGUAGAAAGACAUCAAAAGGUUGGCAGCCCUAUACUGAGAAGAAUUCCAGAUAUCACCAAAAACACCAUGAGUAAUUCAGAACAGUUCUUAAGCAUAAAUGAUCACGACUUCACAAUGAGGCCUGGCUUUGGAGGACCUGCUGUUCCAGUUGGAGUUGAUGUUCAGGUAGAAAGUCUGGACACGAUCUCAGAAGUUGACAUGGACUUCACCAUGACCAUGUAUAUUAGGCACUACUGGAAAGACGAGCGCCUCUCUUUCCACAGCACAACCAAUAAGAGCAUGACCUAUGACGGGCGCCUGGUCAAGAAGAUCUGGGUGCCAGACAUGUUCUUUGUCCACUCCAAGAAGUCUUUCACACACGACACCACCAAAGAUAAUGUCAUGCUGAGAGUCUACCCUGAUGGCAAGGUGCUCUACAGCCAAAGGGUGACAGUGACAUCAAUGUGCAGCAUGGACCUGAGUCGCUUCCCUCUGGACACACAGACCUGCUCCCUGGAGAUUGAGAGCUAUGCGUACACGGAUGACGACCUGAUGCUCUACUGGAAGAAAGGGAACAAUUCCCUGAGCACUGACGAAAAUAUCUCCCUCUCCCAGUUCCUCAUCCAGGAGUUCCAAACCACCACAAAACUAGCCUUCUACAGCAGCACAGGCUGGUACAACCGUCUGUACAUCACCUUCACCCUGCGACGCCACAUCUUCUUCUUCCUGCUCCAGACCUACUUCCCUGCCACUCUGAUGGUCAUGUUGUCCUGGGUUUCCUUCUGGAUCGACCGCCGGGCCGUACCGGCCAGGGUUCCUCUGGGUAUCACCACAGUGCUCACCAUGUCCACCAUCAUCACUGGAGUCAACGCCUCCAUGCCCAGGGUUUCCUACAUCAAAGCUGUGGAUAUUUACCUCUGGGUCAGUUUUGUGUUUGUUUUCCUAUCGGUGAUAGAGUACGCUGCAGUGAACUACUUGUCUACGGUGCAAGAACGGAAGGAAAAAAAGCUAAGAGAAAGGCUGCCCUGCACCUGUGGUAUGACCCACCCGGGCAUGAUGGGUAGCUACAGCGAGGAGGACGUCAACAACACGGGGAACUACGGCUGUAUGCUUGAGGAGAACGGCGCCAUGAAGCAGCAGAGGAUGAUGGUCCAUCUGGACAUUGAGGAGAACGACCAAAUCACAGGACACGUGGGCUCCAGUGCCUACAGCAGCAUGUGGGUCGACACCCACGCCAUAGACAAGUACUCCCGGGUCAUCUUUCCUGGGUCUUAUACUCUGUUUAAUAUAAUCUACUGGUCCUGCUACCUCUAAAGAUGCACAGAAUGGAAUGGAGGUAGUUUUCCAGAUAUAGAACUUUCAAAAUACAGAAUGGGUCACAGUAUGUUGCAAAAUGCAUCAUA
Coregonus clupeaformis (lake whitefish) is the source of this 1859-nucleotide messenger RNA. Its product is annotated as gamma-aminobutyric acid receptor subunit rho-1-like. Gene Ontology annotation, cellular component: neuron projection; GABA-A receptor complex; membrane. Gene Ontology annotation, biological process: chemical synaptic transmission; signal transduction; nervous system process. The transcript has 10 exons. Gene Ontology annotation, molecular function: GABA-A receptor activity; neurotransmitter receptor activity; extracellular ligand-gated monoatomic ion channel activity. The coding region runs from base 343 to 1770 and encodes 475 amino acids. The record is from RefSeq and is a predicted model, not a curated record. NCBI's taxonomy places the organism in Eukaryota, Metazoa, Chordata, Actinopteri, Salmoniformes, Salmonidae.